Messenger RNA from Labrus bergylta (ballan wrasse), 2513 nucleotides. It is a transcript of the gene dhps, whose product is annotated as deoxyhypusine synthase. Gene Ontology annotation, biological process: peptidyl-hypusine biosynthetic process. Lineage: Eukaryota; Metazoa; Chordata; Actinopteri; Labriformes; Labridae. Gene Ontology annotation, cellular component: cytoplasm. Gene Ontology annotation, molecular function: deoxyhypusine synthase activity. The record is from RefSeq and is a predicted model, not a curated record.
CCGUAGUUGGAGCUCGCUUGGCGCAGGCAGCCCAUGCUUCUAUUUACCGGAAUGCAAAUACUAAAAAUACGUCUUUCUUGUGUUCGCUGACAUUACCCAUUGACUUCGUUUAACGCCUGGCACCCCAUAAAGAAGAGGAAAAGAUGGCAGACAAAGCCCCUACCGUUGCCAUGGAGGCCGUUCUCAAGCGUAGCUGCAAACUCCCGGAUGACACCCCGAUGAUUAAAGGCUACGACUUUAACCAGGGGGUCGACCUUCAGGCUGUACUGAAGAGCUACCUCAACACGGGGUUCCAGGCCAGCAGGCUCGGUUUGGCCAUCCAGGAGAUCAACCGCAUGAUUGAGAAGCGCCUCGAGCCACAGGAGGUAGAACAAGACGAAGCUGAUUUUAUCGGAGGUGUGGAACCCAAACUGGGCUGCACCAUCUUCCUGGGUUACACCUCCAACCUCAUCAGCUCCGGGAUCAGAGAGAGCAUCCGCUACCUGGUUGAGCACAAAAUGGUGGACGUGGUCGUGACCACUGCUGGAGGCAUAGAGGAGGACAUCAUCAAGUGUCUGGCUAACGCUUACCUGGGAGACUUCAAUCUGCCAGGCAAGGAGCUCCGUCAGAGAGGCAUCAACAGGAUUGGAAAUAUUUUGGUGCCCAAUGACAACUACUGCAAGUUUGAAGACUGGCUGAUGCCGAUCCUGGACCAGAUGGUGUUGGAGCAGAACACAGAGGGCGUGCGUUGGACUCCCUCCAAAAUGAUCCAUCGUCUUGGCAAGGAGAUCAAUAAUCCUGAGUCGGUUUACUACUGGGCGUACAAGAAUAAUAUCCCUGUGUUCAGUCCGGCUCUGACUGACGGCUCGAUGGGCGACAUGAUCUACUUCCACUCUUACAGGAACCCUGGCUUAGUCUUGGACAUAGUUGAAGACAUUCGCCGGUUGAACAGCCAUUCAGUGUUUGCCAAAAGGACUGGAAUGAUCAUCCUGGGAGGAGGGGUGGUCAAACAUCACAUAUCCAAUGCUAAUCUGAUGAGAAACGGCGCUGACUUCGCCGUGUUUGUGAACACGGGUCAUGAGUUCGAUGGCUCUGACUCUGGAGCCCGACCCGACGAGGCCGUGUCCUGGGGAAAGAUCAAAGCUGAUGCCACUCCUGUUAAGGUGUAUGCUGACGCCUCUUUAGUCUUCCCUCUGCUCGUGGCAGAGACCUUCGCUCGCCAUGCCGACGAGCUGUCUGCGCUCAAGAAAAAAGACUAAGUGCUCCAACCCGUCUUUUAGAAACGGCGAGCAGCUUGUUCCUGUGCUGGGUCUUCUUUCUGGGGUUGACUUCUAGCAGGUGUUACUGGUGAAGGUACUCGGUUAAGGCAAGGCAACAGUAAUAAGGCAGCGUCAUCUAAGGCUGCAACUGAAAACCUGAUUUUAUGGGUGUCAGCGGUGAGGGUUUCCGGUCUUAAUGCUUUCCAUAACACUAUUUACUUGUCAAGACAAGUACAGUUUCCCCCUGUCUUUUCAGAUUAUUGAAAUAGCACGGGUCGCAUGCUGUUGCAUGCACCAAAGAGACAGCCUAGAAUGCAUCAGGUUUUAGCUGCGCGUGUGUGUGUGCAUGUGUGUGUGCGUGUGUGUGUGCGUGUGCGUGUGCGCGUGCGUGCGUGUGUCUGAGGCAUUGUUAUUUAUUUCUGUUCAGUUGUGGCACUACACACCGUCACAGCACUUGAAUAUGACCUUAUUGCUUCUUUAUUUUAUUCAAACCUUUACCUGUUACAAGAUGAAAGACUGUACCGCUUAAUAAAUCACAAAUGGAUCAUUUCCUCCUGUAAGAAUAAAAAUACAUAUGAGCGGAGGGUCUAUGUGAGAAUGUCAUGAAGGCCCCGUCAUGUGACACGUUACCUAACAUUACUUUGUUUGGUUUCUGCGUUUUGUGAAGAUUGAAAAAUGUUUUGCCUUACGUGGAACAAACACUUACAUGCUGGACUUUGAAAAGAACACUUUGAAUAUUAAAGUUUGAUUCUCCUCAGUUUGAUUGAUGUCUAGACACAAAAAUAAUUCAGGGGCCUCUUUGAGGUUCAUGUGCAUUAUAUAUUCAGUUCAGUACAGUUCCACCUCCACAAUGAUGACAAGGCUUAAUAAUGUACUCUGAAAUGUCGACAUUUAGCUCUGUUAGGUAUUUGGACUGUAGUAAAGUAAAGUUUUCCUGCCUCCGAACAAGCUGCAGUCUCAGACAAACGGUGACCUAAAUGCUAACACAUAAUCUGACCAACAGCUCCACUACAGAGUCAACUACAUCUGAACCUUAUAGGCAUCAUAAAGUCGACUUUAUGACACAACAGUUCUAUUGUAUGGCAUUGGACGGUGCAGGUGAACCUCAUAAAACGUCCUCUGAGUUUAUUCAUCUCGUUUAGAAAGCCUUCAUUUUAUAACCUGUUUUUGUUCCUAAUUGAGAGACUCAAACAUCCUUCUGUAAACUUUGAUUCUGUGUCCAACCUUUUGAAACUUCUCUCCUCAAUAAAAAUAAAAAAAAACAUCCCAAACUAA